Xyrichtys novacula (pearly razorfish) is the source of this 12598-nucleotide messenger RNA. The record is from the annotation of a GenBank genome assembly. NCBI's taxonomy places the organism in Eukaryota, Metazoa, Chordata, Actinopteri, Labriformes, Labridae.
AUGGCGGAGUCGGAUGGCGGGGAUUUUGCUUCUCAGUAUCCACAGAACAGGUGAGUGAGGCGGGAGCAGGGUCUGUUAUGUCCCCGAUGGUUGACAGGUCCCUCGGUUAUGCCUCGUUCAAAACAUCCACGUCUCCGGUCCUCCGUCGCAGCUGAAGCCGGCUCGGGUGUUCUAGUGUCGCUGCUUGGGAGCAGGAAACACCGUGGAGCAGCCCGGGCCUCCAGGCAUCCUCAGCGCCCGCCUGUCCCCUACUUUGAACCGGGCAGCCGUGGAAACAAACAAACGGAGUCAUCAUCGUGGAGCUGACACGUCUCUCUGUUUCCACGUGUUGCUGCGUGUAAACUUGAAUAUUGUUGUUAACCUGUUAGUCCCCCUUUGACACAGUGCCGUUACCGCAAAGUUGACUUGCAUAGCUAAAGUCGAUAAAUUCAAUGUUUUUAAGUAUUCCUGCCAAGCACACCUUAACAAAAACGACAAUAAAGUUCAACAUUGCUUUAGAGUCAACAACAGACAUACUUUUACACUUUUAUUAAACGCUUGAGUAGUCUGUUUAACUGUUUUUUAUUACUGAAAGCACCCUGGCAUGCUUAACCCCAUUUCACUUAGGGAAUAACAUACUUUAAAUGGAUUUUAGGUCAUUUAAUUGAAAGAAUUUCCCAUAAUUGUAAAACAGCUAAAAAUAAUAAUAAAAGAGAUACUUUUGGUUGUUUUUGCCUAAUGUGCCAACAAGAAUAAAUGGUUUAGAGCUGCAGUCAAUUAUAACAGAUCACCUUGGCACAAAAUUGUCCUCUGAACAUUACAUUUUUUAAGGAUGGGGCCCUUCCCACAUAAGGUAGAGUGGGGUAAGAUGAGCCAUUUUUCAUAUUUUGGAUCAUUAAAUCAAGACAAUCAUAGUUUUGUCUCUAACUAGUUGUAGGAGCCGCAAGGUAAAGGUUUGUGGUUAUGCUCUUGAUUUGUUUUUGGUAUUUUGUUGUGAUUGGUGGCAGUGAUUUGUGGAAUCCGGGUCACGGGAAUAGGGGCGGUGUCACUCAGUUGAUUUAAGCACCUGGUCACCUGUGUUCACGAGGGAAGAGGUUUUGAGUGGGUCGCCGUAUUUUUUGUUGACCGCAUGUACACAUACUCUUUAAGUCCAGUGAUCGCUGUUUCUUCAGUUGGUAUCGUUUUGUUGAUUGUUUCUUUAGUAUUAAAGCACGUUUUUUCCUAAUCGAUUCCCGUCUCAGCUGAUCCAUUGACAAAGCGCGUCAGACAAUUAGACUCGGCCCGUAUCUCAUCCUCUAAGCGACAUCCUGGUCUCUGAGGUCGCUAUAUUUAGUCAACAAAAAAGGCAGAUUAUAAUCACUCACACGGCAACGGAUCGAGGUGCACUUCGGAGGAAAAUGAAAAGAACAAGCAUCGGAGAUGAAGCAUGAGGGUAAGCGCUGUUUGAUUGACAGCUCCGGACGCCACGCGGCAUUGUGAAUCUGCGGCAAGGUAAGCUUGUCUGCUCUCAGCAUUACUGAGGAAAGGAAUGCGGCUUGCAUAUGCUGAUUGUCAAUUUGGGAGGAUUGCCUGAUAUGACCUAUGGUUCUCCGGACUCAUGCUUUGAUAUUGUGAUGGCUCACGGUGCUGGAUGUCUCCAUGCUUUUAUUUUGAAAUCUCCGUUGUGUCUCCUCGAAGUUACUGGUGCUUUGCUGUUGUGGAAAAUUAAUGUCUGUCUGAUGGAGAAUGCCUCUUGAUUCAUGGACGCAGUUUCAAAUGCGCAAGGUUUGGGGAAAACAUGCACUGGAAAUUAAAUGAGGAAAAUGAGUCAAAUAAACGCCGAUUUUGCAAAUGCUGAAAUGCAGUGUGGAAAAAGAGAAAUUAAACUCACCUUCAAAGCCAUGGCAAAUAAAAUUGAGAAGCUUCAGCAAGAACGCAAGAACAUUGUGCACAAAAUUAAAUGUCUCAUACCAGAAACGAAAACUCUCAUGAAAACAAAGGAAAAGGUCUCUACUGUGCUACUUCAUGCUGACAAUUUAAAUGAACUUUGUGAGAAUGCCACCACAUUGCACAACAUGCUGCUUCCCUUACUCCCAGAGGAUGAACAAACUAAACAAGAUGAAUGGUUCUCAAGCAUCAUGAGGUACAGCAAUACAUUUAAGGAGAAUGUGAAUAAAUGGAUGAGUGAAACAGUGGAAUCGAUCCACAAUGACAGUCCUGAUCAGUCUGGCCAAGCUGUAACAACUGGAGAGUGCAUUUCUGACAUUUAUCACUCUCAAACAGCAGUGCAGGCUGUGUCAGUAAUUAUGGCUGAUGAUCCACCGGAUGAAGUAAAACCAAGUGACAGUGUGUCUAAUGUGGGAAGAGGAGCCAAAUCACAAAGUUCUGUAUUUGGAGGAAAAUCAGCUGUUUCAACCACUUCUUCAGUUCGUCUCCAAGCUGAAGCUGACUUGGCAGCACUUAUGGCGAGACAAAAAAUAUUAAAGGACAAGCAUGAACUGGAACAACAGGAGGAACAACUACGGAAAAGGAAGGAACAGCUUAAAUUGGAUGAGGAAAUUGCAGCUCAAAUGGCUAAACUGGAUGUGUUGCGAUCCAGGAGCAUCUUAAGUGGGAGAGGUUCAAGAACAAAACACUCAGAUGGAAUGAAUUCAUACCUGGAAAAACAAAAAUUAACAUCACAACCUCUCAGAGCUGAUUCCAGGGCAUUUGUUCCGCUGAAGUCAACUGAACCAAAGGAAAACAAUAAAGCACCUCAGCCACAUUCUUACUCUCUUAAUGCACCCAGUCUACAGGCAGGUCAAAAUGCUAAUGAAAGUAUGCACGUUCAACAGCAAGAUGCCUUGGGUGCAAGAGCUGGAUCAGGAAAUGUGGAUCAAAAUAAUAUGCUGUCUAUUAUGGGAAGGCAAAAUGAAAUAACAUCACUCUUAAUACAACAACAAAGCCUCUCAUCCUUGCCUAGGAGGGAGAUCCCAAUUUUUGAUGGUGAUCCAUUAAAAUACCACACAUUUAGAAGGGCCUUUGAGAAUGGGGUUGAAGCGAACACAGAGAGCUGCAGUGACCGACUAUACUACUUGGAGCAGUAUACCAGUGGUCUUCCUAAACAACUAAUCAGAAGCUGUCAGCAUCUUGAUCCAGUGAGAGGAUAUGCUAAAGCUAAAGUUUUGUUAUCUGAGCAUUUUGGUAAUGAGCAGAAGGUUGCAGCGGCAUACAUGGAAAAGGCUCUUUCAUGGCCCUCCAUCAAAACAGAAGAUGUUAAAGCUCUUCAGGAUUACAGCCUUUUCCUUAGAGGCUGUUCUAAUGCCAUGGAAGAGGUGCAGUAUUUGCAUGACUUCGAUAUGCCUGCUAACAUGCUAACCAUUAUAAAGAAGUUGCCUUAUAAGUACAGGGACAAAUGGAGAUCUGAGGCCUGUGAGCUGCAAGAGAGGCGUGGAUACAGAGCUACAUUCAAAGACAUUACAAAUUUCAUUGAGAGACAAGUGAGAAUUCUGACAGACCCAGUGUUCGGAAAUAUUCAGGAUGCCCCCUCAGUUACCAUACCUAGAGGUAUACAUAAGCUUGCCACACAGCCUCGUUCGGGUACGAAAGGGACCAGCUUCGCCACCACUGUGGCCCCUGUGGCCCCUGUGGAAAAGAGAAAUCAGCCUGGAGUCAGUGGUCAGGAAUUUGUGCAAUCAGCAAAGAAGACAUGUUUUUGCUGUGGAGGAGGACACACAUUGGAUCUGUGUCCCAAGUUGGAGAAGAGGACUCACAAAGAGAAGAUAGGCUUCUUAAGAGAUAAAGGUGUCUGUUUUGGCUGUCUGUGUAUUGGACACAUCAGUAAAGAUUGCAGAAAACGGAUUUCUUGUGGAAAAUGUGGCCUCAAACAUCCUACUGUACUGCACAUUCCUGCAAAAGAAAAGGUGAAGGAUUCUGAUCAUGCUGAGAGGAAAGCAGAGAUGAUGGUGGACAGCACUCUGGUGUCGAGUGGUCUUACUGGGGCUGGUGAUCAUGAUUGCAAACUUCCCAUAGUCCCCGUUCAGGUCAAAUCACAGAAGGGCACCACAAUACUUACCACAUACGCUUUCUUGGAUCCGGGAAGUACAGCAGUAUUUUGUACUGACAGUUUAGUGCACAAGCUGGGCCUCACAGGGAGGAAAGUGCACAUUCUUUUGCGGACCAUGGGCCAAGAGAAGGUUGUGAGCAGCCAUAUCGUGUCAGGACUGGAAGUGGCUGGCUUGGAUCAGGAGGAUUUUUGUGAACUGCCAGGUACUUAUACACAGGAGUCCAUGCCUGUCCACGAAGGUAACAUUCCCAAACAGUGUGAUCUUGAGGAUUGGCCUCAUUUGAAACAUGUAUACCUGCCUGAUAUAGAUGCAGGGAUUGAGCUGCUGAUAGGGACAAAUGUUCCCCAGGCCCUGGAACCUUUGCAAGUCAUUCGCAGUGCCAAUGGCGGACCCUAUGCAAUAAAGACAAUGCUGGGCUGGACUGUGAAUGGACCACUGAAAGGAGACAGUGGGAGUACAUUGAGUUGUGAGCAGCAACAUGUAACAGUAAACAGAGUGUCUGUUGUGAAUUUGGAUGGACUCUGGCAGCAGCAGUUUGCAGCAGAUUUUCCUGAGAGCAGUAUGGAUGAGCAACCUGCAAUGUCAAGAGAGGAUCAUAAGUUCAUGGAACUUGUCACAAACUCUGCGAAGCAAAUGGAUGGUCACUACCAGAUCAACUUACCUUUGAGGAAGCCAGAACUUAGCAUGCCAAAUAACAGAAGUAUUGUUGUACAGCGUGCUUUGCACCUAAAGAAAAGGCUUCAGAGGGACUUACCGUUUCAUACAGACUAUAAUGCCUUCAUGAACGAGCUUGUUGCCAAAGGUUAUGCAGAAAAGGUGCCUGAACGUGAGAUAGAUCGUGGAGAUGGCAAAGUCUGGUAUAUUCCACACCAUGGUGUUUACCAUCGUACGAAAGGGAAAAUCAGAGUUGUCUUUGACUGUGGGGCUAGUUUCCAGGGAACAUCUCUCAAUGCUGAGCUGCUACAAGGACCUGAUCUGACCAGUUCACUGAUUGGAGUGGUGACUAGAUUCAGAAAGGAACCGGUGGUGAUCAUGGCAGAUGUGGAAGCCAUGUUUCACCAAGUGAAGGUACCUGCUGGAGAUGCUGAUCUGUUGAGAUUCUUAUGGUGGCCAGAUGGGGAUCUGAAUCAACCCCUUACUGACUUCAGGAUGAAGGUGCAUCUCUUUGGAGCAACCUCAUCACCCAGCUGUGCCAAUUUUGCCCUCAGGAAGUGUGCAGAGGACCAUAAAGAACAGUUUAGCCAGGAAGUUGUAGAAAAGGUCUUGAAUUGCUUCUACGUGGAUGACUGUUUGGUGUCUGUACCUACCGAAGAGGAGGCAGUAGCUCUCUAUCAUGACCUUGUCUCAAUCUGUGCCAAGGGUGGGUUCCAUCUCAAUAAAUGGACAAGCAAUAGGCAUGAAGUCCUAGCUGUGAUGCCUGAAACACAAAGAGCAAAGGUCAUGAAAGAGUUGGACAUGGACUUGGAUCGGCUACCUGUGGAAAGAGUACUUGGUGUGGAAUGGUGUAUUCGCUCUGAUACCUUUAAGUUUAAGAUUGUCAUCAAAGACAGACCACUUACCAGAAGAGGGAUUCUCUCCACUGUUAGUUCCAUCUAUGAUCCUCUAGGGAUACUUAGUCCAGUCAUCUUGUCUGCAAAGAAAAUCCUAAGAGAUCUGUGCAGGAGAUCACUUGGAUGGGAUGACAUCAUUAUGGAGUCAGUUGCUGAAAAGUGGAUAACCUGGUUGCAGGAACUCCGUCUUCUGGAGAACUUUAGUCUCAUGAGGUGUCUGAAACCCCAGAACUUUGGAGCCACAACUAAGACACAGUUGCACCAUUUCUGUGAUGCAAGUGAGGAUGGUUACGGAGUAGUUACUUACCUGCUGUCCCAUGGUUCACACUCACAAGUACACAGUGCCUUCAUUGGGGGAAAAGCAAGGGUUGCUCCACUGAAGUCUGUUACUAUACCCCGAAUGGAGCUCAUUGCCGCAACAAUGGCAAGUCGCAUGGAUGUCCUGUGGAGGAAAGAGCUGCACAUGAACCUUCAGGAGUCUGUGUUCUGGACCGAUAGCGAGUCUGUGCUCAAGUACAUCGGUAAUGAGACUUCAAGGUUCAAAGUCUUUGUUGCCAACCGAGUCUCAGAAAUACUCAAGGUGUCAGAGCCUUCUCAAUGGAGAUAUGUGGACACUGCAAGUAAUCCAGCCGAUAUUGCCUCUAGAGGUUUGAAGGUGGAUGCAUUUCUCAAGAAUGAAAUUUGGGUGUCAGGUCCACAGUUUCUUAUUCAGCUUGAGACUGAGUGGCCAAGUAAAUUUGGGAAUGUUAUCCAGCUUCCACCAGAUGACCCUGAGGUCAAAAGAGCUGCUGUGGUGAAUGCUGCUCAGGUUGGAGAAGAGGCUGACACUGUGAGUCGCAUGAUCCGCUGCUUCUCAUCUUGGAUUGCUCUGAGAAAAUCUGUGGCUUGGAUAUUGAGGUACAGGAACUGGCUUUUGUCAUGUUAUCAGAAAAGGAGACAGUUGAUCACAGAUUUGGCUAAAUCUGACUUGAAUGCAAAAGCACAAAGACGUUCAUUGGAGGAGGCGAUGGACACUUUCAAAAGGGAAUCAAUGGGCAGUCAUCUGUCAGUGGAGGAACUUGAAAAAGCUGAACUGGAAAUUGUCAAGUUCUGUCAAAGGAAGACGUUUCCCGAGGAGUUGUCCAGACUCCAAAAUGGGCAGUGUGUGAAGGGCAGAAGUCCUAUUCACAGACUCUGCCCACAGCUACAAGAUGGUGUUCUGAGAGUUGGUGGUCGGUUGAGCAAGUCAUCUAUGCCUGUGGAGGCUCAACAUCCCGUUAUAUUAUCAAAGGAAUUCCACAUCUCAGACCUUCUUCUUAGGCACAUCCAUCAGGAAGUGGGACAUGGUGGACGUAACCACAUGUUAUCCAAAUUGCAGGAGAAGUACUGGAUCACUGGAGUCAGUACAGUCAUGAGGAGAGUUUUAUCAAAGUGUGUCACCUGUCGGAGGCUGAAUGCUCAGCCAGUGUCUCAGCAGAUGGCGGACUUGCCACACGAAAGAGUUACUCCGGAUGAACCACCAUUUACACAUGUUGGUGUGGACUAUUUUGGACCAUUUGAAGUUAAAAGCAGAAGAAGUGUGGUCAAGAGGUAUGGUGUCAUCUUUACCUGCUUGGCCAUUCGAGCAAUUCACAUUGAAGUGGCUCCUUCGCUGGACACUGACUCAUUCAUUAAUGCUCUUAGACGCUUCAUAGCAAGACGUGGUCAAGUCCAGGAACUGCGGUCUGAUAAUGGCACGAAUUUUGUGGGGGCGGAGCGUGAGCUGAGGGUGGCGAUUGAACAGUGGAAUCAGUCACAAAUCCAUGAUAUGCUUCUCCAGAGGGGAAUCAAGUGGACAUUUAACCCCCCAGCUGGCUCGCAUCAUGGAGGAUCUUGGGAGAGGUUAAUUCGUUCUGUGAGGAAGGUCCUCAACUCCACCUUGAAUGUGCAGAACCUGGAUGAAGAAGGUCUUCACACAGUUCUUUGUGAGGUGGAGGCCAUAAUUAACAGUCGGCCAAUCACAAAGGCAUCAAGGGAUCCGAAUGAUCUGGAGGCACUGACACCAAACCAUCUCCUAUUGUUGAAAACCUCACCAUCCCUACCUCCAACAAACUGUCAAGAAGUUGAUGUUUAUGCUCGUAGGCGAUGGAAGCAAGUACAAUACAUGUCAGACUUGUUCUGGAAAAGGUGGGUGAAGGAAUACUUGCCUCAGCUGCAGGAGCGUCAGAGGUGGACAGGAGUGAAGCGCAACCUCAUCCCUGGAGACAUAGUGCUCAUUGUGGACAACACAGCUCCUCGAAACUCCUGGCUCAUGGGGAGAGUUCUACAGACUUUUCCAGACCGGAAGGGAUUUGUGCGUCAGGUGCGUGUCAAGACGAAGACCAGCUGCCUGGACCGGCCUAUUACGAAGAUCUGUCUGCUACAGGAGGCUGAAACUGGAUAAGGAGUACCUGCUGCAUACUGUGACAUUCUGACAUGACUUUGACAAACCCAAUAGGGCUAUGAACAUUCUUUUUUGACUGAGCCUGAGUGUUGAUACCUCUGGCGUUGACUAGCUAACAACAAAUGUGCAUUAUGCAUGGACUUUUAGUAUCAAUUUUGUAUUUGUCUCAUAUAGUUGAAAAACAUAAGUAAUUAUUAUGAUUGAUAACCUAAUAAUUAGGGGCUGGUAUGUAGGAGCCGCAAGGUAAAGGUUUGUGGUUAUGCUCUUGAUUUGUUUUUGGUAUUUUGUUGUGAUUGGUGGCAGUGAUUUGUGGAAUCCGGGUCACGGGAAUAGGGGCGGUGUCACUCAGUUGAUUUAAGCACCUGGUCACCUGUGUUCACGAGGGAAGAGGUUUUGAGUGGGUCGCCGUAUUUUUUGUUGACCGCAUGUACACAUACUCUUUAAGUCCAGUGAUCGCUGUUUCUUCAGUUGGUAUCGUUUUGUUGAUUGUUUCUUUAGUAUUAAAGCACGUUUUUUCCUAAUCGAUUCCCGUCUCAGCUGAUCCAUUGACAAAGCGCGUCAGACAAUUAGACUCGGCCCGUAUCUCAUCCUCUAAGCGACAUCCUGGUCUCUGAGGUCGCUAUACUAGUGUAUCUACAUAUAUUUCAAGAUGUUGUGCAUACCUACAAACAUAACUGUCUUGAUAAUAUAGCAUGCCAAAAAAAUGGUUUCCUAUGGUCAACUUACCUCAUGUAUGGGGUAAGUUGACCAUAGGAGCGGGGUAAGUUGAGCCGUAUCCCUACUACCCCCUGCUCUCCACCCCAGCCCUCCCUCACCUUCUCUCUCCCUAAAUAACAGUCACCUCUUCACAUUCAUGUGUAUUUUUAUCUAUUAUACCCUAUUCAACUGGUACAUUAUUAUUGAAUAUAACUGCUAAAAAGCUGUUUUGUAAAAAGCCAUUUUAACAUGAGAAUGUCUUUAAGUGAUUCAGAACAUUCACAGCAUUUUUGAAAAGAAAAAGUAAAACAUUUCAACAAUCUGAACUGAAACUCUGAUCCUCUCAUCAGACUCCUUUACUUUCUCAGUUGAACCACUGACUCAGUUUACCCCAGAACUACUAUUAUGACUUUAUUAGUCCUCUAAUAUAAAAUGGUGGACUUUUAUUCUAGGUUUUUGACCUCAUGUUGUAGCUCAUAGGUACCACAAUUGACGCAUGAAAUCAAUUUAAAAUGAUCUAUUUUGGUCUGAACACAAUUCUAAUAAAACUUACGACAGACUAAAUUCACUUUCAAGAGUGAAAAAUGUCUUUUGUUUUUUUAUUUUUUUAAAUAAAUGUCUAACCCCUUCACCCAUGUGCUUCUAACCUUCAAAGACUCCAUGAAUUGAUGCCCAUCUCCUAAAUAUUUGAUCAAUGAUCAAUUUCUUCUACCAUUUCCAAACAUCGGGGGUGGCUCAACUUACCCUUUGACUCAACUUACCCUACUCUCGUAUAACCUUUUUUUAUUCGGAUUUGUAAUGUGCAAUCUUCACAGUGAUGAUUGAGUGUAAUUUCAGGUCCAAUUUUAUUUUCUACCUUCAGACUCCCUCAGCUCAGCUUUAAUUUCUGCCUUUGGCCUCACUGAAGUUUUGCUUUUCUAAUGUUUUUAUUUUCUCAUUUCUUUACCUGCUGAUGUAAUUUAUAUUUUGGCUUGUUUUUUUUAUCCUUCAAGCUGACAUUAUAUUUCCACAUGUGAUAAUCAUAUUCUCUAUGUGUUAUAUGCUUAUAUAAAGACAGACUGCGCUUAAUUCCUAUCAUGGUGUUGCUGCUAGCAACAGAUUUUUUAGAUACACUACUUGCUUGGCCAGAACAUUGCAGCCUCUCCCAGCUCAUGAAAUGUGUCCCAAACUCCAGGUUAAGUUGAGAAUUUCAGCACAGUGCUCUUUUCUGGAAAAACAAAAACAUGACUUGAUUCACCCGUUAUGACCAGGCCUUUUUUUUUCCUUUUAGUAUGGCUAACAAGAAUAGCACCCUACGCUGUACAUUUUCGGCUCCCAGCCACAGUGCCACCCUCCUCCAGGGCUUGUCUAUCUUACGGUCUCAGGGCCAACUCCUUGACGUCGUGCUUGCCAUCAACGAAGAGCGCUUCCAGGUCCACAAAGCUGUGCUGGCCGCCUGCAGUGAUUACUUCAGGUAAGGGAUAGAUCAUGAACCUCAUGUGAGGAUUUUAUCCAGAAAAAUUUCAAAGUGUACUGUUGGAGAGAGAUAUGAUACACAGACCAACAUUAUUGGGAAGAGGAUAGAUGCACUGUUGAAAAGUGACUGGGAAGUUCAGUGGGAAAUCUGCUCCUGUCACAACAUUUCUCACUCAUACACACAUAUGCUAAUGGCAGUUUUAAAGUUGUUUCUUUUGCAGCCAGCAUGAAUGUAUUACAGCACAUCACAGUCACCAAUGAAAAAAUUAAACAAGUGAUGCUGGAUGUUAUCCCACAACCUUCAGCACGAUGCUUUCUGUUUUUAGCAACUAAAAUCUCACCGCCUUCGGAUAUCAAUCAUCUACCCUGGUAUCCAAGGGUCUGAUCACUUAGAGUGGGAGCUUUUCAUCUUAAAAUCCAGCAAAUGCUGGUCUACUUUCAUUUUCUCCCUGAGGGAAUGUUUAAAGCUGCUUCUUUUGAAGUGUCUUUGAACUUCCUUGUCAAUAUCACACAGCUUGCAAACGGCGGAUUUGUUGAUUUGUGAUUUUAAAGCUGUAUGCAUAGAAAUAAAAUCUUGUUAAGGGGGUUUCAACACACAUCUGACACAAUUUGCUUUUUUUUUUUCAACAUUAGGUUGAACUAACGAUCAAAAUGAUACUAUACUUUUCUCUUACAUAUAACUAUAUUUCAGCUUGUUGAAAAAUAGUUGAAGGUAAUUUUUUGAUAUUUAGACCUGAUUUUACCCUGUUUUAACCUAAUUUUAGCACUUAAAUGACUUUAGAUAAAUAAGAAAAAUAUACAAAAAAAGGUCAAUCAAAGUUUUAGAGAUAUGCAACUUCACUUCAUUUGGAUUUGUCCGAGCAGCUCGAAGACUGUUGUAGUGAUUUAUGGACUUUUCCUUGUGUUUCAGAGCUAUGUUUACAGGAGGGAUGAGGGAAUCAAGUCAAAACACCAUUGAGCUGAAGGGUUUGUCUGCCCGCGGUCUGAAGCACAUUAUUGACUUUGCCUACAGUUCAGAGGUCACUUUAGAUCUGGACUGUAUUCAGGAUGUCCUUGGGGCAGCUGUGUUUCUACAGAUGGUCCCAGUCGUGGAGCUCUGCGAGGAGUUUCUCAAGUCAGCGAUGAGCGUGGAGACCUGCCUGCACAUUGGCCAGAUGGCCACCACCUUCAGCCUGUCUUCCCUCAAAGAAUCGGUGGAUGCCUUCACCUUCCGACACUUCCUUCAAAUCGCAGAGGAGGAGGACUUUUUGCACAUUCCCAUGGAGCGCCUCGUCUUCUUCCUGCAGAGCAACAAACUAAAGAACUGUAGCGAGAUCGACCUCUUUCAUGCCGCCAUCAGGUGGCUUAGGUAUGAUGAGUCUCGUAGGGCUCAAGCCAGCAGCGUCCUCUGCCAUGUGCGUUUCCCACUCAUGCGCUCAUCGGAGCUGGUGGACAGUGUUCAGACGGUGGACAUUAUGGUGGAGGACGUGCUGUGCCGCCAGUAUCUUCUUGAGGCCUUCAAUUACCAGAUUCUUCCUUUCCGACAGCAUGAGAUGCAGUCUUCUCGAACACUCAUACGCUCUGACGUCAUGUCACUCAUAACCUUUGGGGGGACGCCAUACACUGACAACGACCGCACAGUGAGCACAAAAGUGUACCACCUCCCUGAUAUGACAUCCCGGCAGUUCAAAGAGCUAACAGAGAUGGAGGUUGGGUGCAGCCACGCUUGUGUCGCCGUCCUUGAUAACUUUGUGUACAUCGUUGGUGGACAGCACCUGCAGUAUCGCAGCGGCGAGGGGGCAGUGGAUAGCUGUUAUCGCUACGACCCGCAUCUGAGCCAGUGGCUGCGCAUCCAACCUCUGCAGGAGGCUCGAAUCCAGUUCCAGCUCAACGUGCUGCAGGGACUGCUGUACGCAACCGGGGGGCGCAAUCGAUCGGGCAGCCUGUCUUCUGUAGAGUGUUACUGCCCGAAGAAGAAUGAAUGGACUUCUGUUGAGCCGUUAAAACGAAGGAUUUGGGGACAUGCGGGAACCCCGUGUGGAGAAAAACUGUAUAUCUCAGGUGGUUACGGGGUUUCAUUAGAGGACAAGAAGACUCUCCACUGCUAUGACCCAGCUUCAGACCAGUGGGACUUCAAGGCUCCCAUGAACGAGCCAAGGGUGUUGCAUGCCAUGAUCAGCACCAGAGACCGGGUGUACGCUUUGGGUGGUCGCAUGGACCACGUGGACCGAUGUUUCGACGUGCUUGCAGUGGAGUAUUACAUUCCAGAAAAUGAUCAGUGGACCACUGUCAGCCCGAUGAGAGCAGGGCAGUCUGAGGCAGGCUGCUGUUUACUGGACGGGAAGAUUUACAUCGUUGGGGGCUACAACUGGCACCUCAAUAACGUCACAAGCAUAGUGCAAGUGUACAACACAGACACAGAUGAGUGGGAGAGGGAUUUGCACUUCCCAGAAUCCUUUGCUGGCAUUGCUAGUACAUCGAUAAUUAUUCCACAAAACACCACACAUCCCUAA